GGGGGCAGGAAGGGGAUAUGAAACUGGCGGGCACGGGAGCCCGGCGCGGCGGGCGGUGAGGCUGAGGGGCUCUGCGGGACGGGACGGGGAGGGGACGGGCGGUUCCCUCGCCCGCAGGAUGCGCUGCAGCCCGAAGCGCGUCCGCCUCGCCCUGCCCCCGGGGCCAAGGUGCCGGCCGGCUCUCCGGAGCGCUGCUCGCCGUCGCCGGGCUCCGCGGCGCCCUGAGCCCCACAGCCCCGCGCACGGCGGGCGGGCGGUGCCGUGAUGCCCGGCGGCGGCAGCGGGGCCCCGACGUAGCGUGGCGGCGCGGAGCCCCGUCCCGCGGGGCGGAGGAUGGCGUGUGGCGGCGGCUGCUGCUGCUCCAGCGCGGGUCGCCUGAACGCGGACAACGCGCGGUUCCUCCUGCUGGCGGUGCUGAUCCUGCUCUACAUGCUGUGCGGCGCCGCCGUCUUCUCGGCCAUCGAGCUGCCCACGGAGCGGGAAGCCAAGGAGCGCUGGGAGGAACGGCUGGAGAACUUCACCCGGCGCCACAACCUCAGCCGCGCUGAGCUCCGGCGCUUUCUCCGGGAGUACGAGGAGGCCAACGUGGCCGGCAUCCGUGUCGAUGACAUCCGGCCCCGAUGGGAUUUCACCGGCGCUUUUUACUUCGUGGGCACCGUCGUUUCCACUAUCGGGUUUGGUAUGACCACCCCAGCCACCGUUGGAGGCAAAAUUUUUCUGAUAUUUUACGGCCUUAUAGGAUGUGCAGGGACCAUUUUGUUCUUUAACCUGUUCCUGGAACGCUUGAUCACAGUCAUAGCUUAUGUCAUGAAGUCCUGCCACGAAAGACAGCUGAGAAGGAAAGGUGUUCUCCCUCACAGUGGCCGGCGGGGCUCGGGGACGUCUGAGGUGGACAGCCUGGCGGGCUGGAAGCCCUCUGUGUACUAUGUCAUGUUGAUUUUAUGUGUAGCAUCACUCAUCAUUUCCUGCUGUGCCUCUGCAAUGUAUACACCAAUUGAAGGGUGGAGUUACUUUGACUCACUUUACUUCUGCUUCGUGGCCUUCAGCACCAUAGGUUUUGGUGACCUGGUCAGUAGCCAGAACAUCAAGUAUGAAAGCCAAGGCCUUUACCGCUUUGGCAAUUUUGUCUUCAUACUCAUGGGGGUGUGCUGCAUCUAUUCCUUAUUCAAUGUGAUCUCUAUUGUGAUCAAACAAUCCAUAAACUGGAUAUUAAAGAAGUUGUCCUGCAAGUGCUGCCACAGAUGCCAAAGAAGAUUAUUUCGUUCAAGGAGGAACGUGGUAAUGCCUGGAAAUGUGCGCAGCCAGAGAAACAUCUCCAUCGAGACUGAUGUUGUCAAUGAGAGUGACACAGACGGACGCCGUCUAUCAGGAGAGAUGAUCUCCAUGAAAGACUUCCUGGCCUCAAAUAAAGUCUCAUUGGCCAUCAUGCAGAAACAGCUGUCAGAAACUGCUAAUGGGUAUCCAAGGCAAAUGAGCUGUAAUUCAAAGCAAAAUGGAUUCUCUGGUGGGGUUGGAGCCCUGGCAAUUAUGAAUAACAGACUGGCAGAGACAAGUGUGGAUAGGUAAAAUUAUAACAGUAAUAACAGUGAAACAGUGUGAACCAUUUCAACAAGUAUUGAAACUGUGAAUCAAGUGGAAAUAGCUAGGGAGAGAGUGCCACCAGAGGCUGGGAUGGAUAUGAAGGGCAUACCUCCUGAUGGAAGACCUCUGACACUUUUUUGGGGCUGUCACUUAAUGUUUUUGAAUUGCACCAGUCCCAGCCUUCCUUAUUUCCCAUCCCUCUGAUUCUCAAGCAGGUCACUGCAGAAGGAAUUUAAUUUAGCCUCCAGAUCAAAUUUCCAUGUCCUGUUCUUUUCCAUUUAUGUGAAACACAGAUUUCAGGAUAAGAAAUAUGUGGGAUGGGAAGAAACCAAGUGUGUCUACUGAACACAUCCUUAAUUCAAAGAUUUUUUUUUUGAGCUUUCUGUCUUACUCUCAUCAUACCUGUUUCCUGAAAGUAGUUCAUCUGAGACCAAAAGAGGAAUAAGCCUUUCCCUAUGGUAUUGCAGAUCUAAUUUAAUGAAAAAUAGUAUGAAAGUUGGUAGGUAUAUUUUGGAGUUAUUGUGAUGUGAAUGAGGAGAGAAUUUUGCCCUUAGAAUUUAAUUUAGUCUUUUCUUUAAGAGGAUACUGUCAAAAGUGAUAGAAUAAAAAUUUAUCCUAC
Molecule: messenger RNA, 2200 nt
Organism: Neopelma chrysocephalum (saffron-crested tyrant-manakin)
Lineage: Eukaryota; Metazoa; Chordata; Aves; Passeriformes; Pipridae
Gene: KCNK13
Product: potassium two pore domain channel subfamily K member 13
Exons: 2
Coding region: 334-1566 (410 amino acids)
Biological process (GO): stabilization of membrane potential; potassium ion transmembrane transport
Cellular component (GO): membrane
Molecular function (GO): potassium ion leak channel activity
Source: RefSeq, a predicted model, not a curated record